Homarus americanus (American lobster) is the source of this 1710-nucleotide messenger RNA. It is a transcript of the gene Gmppb, whose product is annotated as mannose-1-phosphate guanyltransferase beta-like. The transcript has 7 exons. The record is from RefSeq and is a predicted model, not a curated record. Lineage: Eukaryota; Metazoa; Arthropoda; Malacostraca; Decapoda; Nephropidae. Gene Ontology annotation, cellular component: cytoplasm. Gene Ontology annotation, molecular function: GTP binding; mannose-1-phosphate guanylyltransferase (GTP) activity. Bases 126 to 1241 code for a protein of 371 amino acids. Gene Ontology annotation, biological process: cell wall mannoprotein biosynthetic process; GDP-mannose biosynthetic process.
UAGCCUAUUCAGUCAGUAGUGUCAACUCGGCUCUCGUGACGUGUGUACGUGAUCACGCUCACGUCUCUCCCUUAUUCACAUACAGAACUUUUUCUCAAGACAAAUCACACAGAUCAAGAACCAUCAUGGGAUUUGGCGGGAAAGACUUGACCCUAGGCAACAUGAAGGCACUAAUCCUGGUGGGCGGGUACGGUACUAGGCUGCGGCCGCUCACCCUCAGUCGCCCCAAACCUCUGGUCGAGUUCGCCAACAAACCCAUCGUGCUGCACCAGAUCGAGGCGCUGGUGGCCGCUGGGGUGACGCAGGUCGUACUGGCGGUGUCGUACCACGCCGAACAGAUGGAACAAGAGCUGGCACAAGAAGCUCAAAGGUUGGGUAUCCAGAUCACAUUCUCACUGGAGGAGGAACCACUCGGCACAGCAGGACCCAUCAAGCUAGCCCAGAGUAUCCUAGCGGCCAACGACGAGCCUUUCUUUGUCCUUAACUCCGAUGUGAUCUGUGACUUCCCCUUCACCCAGAUGGUCAAGUUCCACAAGCAACAUGGACGGGAGGGAACUAUUGUGGUAACCAAGGUGGAAGAGCCGUCGAAGUAUGGCGUCGUGGUGUACGAAGAGGGCGGAAAGAUCGACAGUUUUGUGGAGAAGCCUCAGGAGUUUGUAUCCAAUAAGAUUAAUGCAGGAAUGUACAUCUUCAAUCCCUCUGUGCUGAAUAGGAUAGAGUGCCGACCAAUGAGCAUCGAGAAGGAGGUGUUCCCGUUCAUGGCCAGGGACUCUCAAUUGUUCGCCCAGGAGCUUCACGGCUUCUGGAUGGACAUUGGCCAGCCUAAGGACUUCCUCACUGGCAUGUGCCUUUACCUCAACUCUUGCAAGAUCAGCAACAGUGCCAAGCUUUAUAAAGGCCCAGGAGUGGUUGGCAACGUCCUGGUCGAUUCAUCGGCUAAAAUCGGAAAGAACUGUCGUAUAGGCCCCAACGUGACCAUCGGCCCGGACGUGGUAAUAGAAGACGGGGCGUGUAUCAAGAGGUGCACCAUACUCCGGGGGGCCACCAUCAAAUCUCACACUUGGUUGGAGAACUGUAUCAUCGGCUGGAAGUGCAUCGUUGGGCAGUGGGUGCGUAUGGAGAACGUGUCGGUAUUAGGCGAGGACGUGAUUGUAAAGGACGAACUGUAUGUCAACGGGGGUAUGGUCCUGCCUCACAAGAGCAUAGGUGCCUCGGUCCUGGAGCCUAAGAUCAUCAUGUGAAAGUUGGCGCUCGUUGUUCUAUGUGACGUUAAAGCAUGACAAGAUAUAUAUAUAUAAAUACCGUAUAUAAUUUGAGUGCGUUUGUUGUAUCUUCCAAUUCACAUAGGAUAUAAGCCUUGUAUUUAUGUAAGAUGACUCAUGAUUCUGUGUCCAUUUGCAUUUUCUCUAUAUCUCCUCUCUAUUUCUUCUUUACUCUUUCAUUUUCUCUUCACCAGAUUCCCUCAAAUAUUUGGUUAAAUUUUCACAUUAACAUUAUUUCCUUCCCUCUACAUUGAUUCCUUUGGGUUAUGCACUAGUUAACACGAAUUCAACUUUGGUAAAUGGCACGUUAAAAUCUAGUUCACCUUUAAUUAAAUCCUCUUCCUACUAUAGUCCUCACAUUUUCUCAGGGACAUUUUGUAAUUAAAGUAUUGUGUGUCAUUUACUGUAGGUUCACUAGCCAUUUGGACAUGUUUAUCAUUAAGGAGGA